Messenger RNA from Danio rerio (zebrafish), 963 nucleotides. RefSeq names its product thioredoxin-like 4B (gene txnl4b). Gene Ontology annotation, biological process: mRNA splicing, via spliceosome. Lineage: Eukaryota; Metazoa; Chordata; Actinopteri; Cypriniformes; Danionidae. Gene Ontology annotation, cellular component: U4/U6 x U5 tri-snRNP complex; nucleus; U5 snRNP. The record is from RefSeq and is marked validated.
AUAGUGUUGUACCACACAUUAGUAAACAUCCGCAGGAGUUCGCGCACACCCUCCUCCAUGUUAAUUCAAUUGAUAAGUGGGUUUUAUUUUAAUUAAAGCGUCAUGAGCCUUUUCCUCCCUAAACUGUCGAGUAAAAAAGACAUUGAUGAGGCGAUUAAGAGUGUCGCUGAGAAGGUUCUCGUGCUGCGCUUCGGCAGAGAUGAAGAUUCGGUGUGUCUGCAGAUCGACGAGAUCCUGUCAAAGACGGCUCAUGAUCUGAGUAAUAUGGCCAGUAUUUAUCUGGUGGAUGUCGACUCAGCUCCAGUUUACAGCAGAUACUUUGACAUCAGCUUUAUUCCCUCCACCGUGUUCUUCUUCAACGGACAGCACAUGAAAGUGGAUUAUGGAUCUCCAGAUCACACCAAGUUUGUGGGAAGCUUCAAAAGCAAGCAAGACUUCAUGGAUCUGAUUGAAGUGAUUUAUCGAGGAGCCAUGAGGGGAAAACUGAUCGUCCAGAGCCCGAUCGACCCCAGAAACAUCCCCAAAUAUGACCUGCUGUACCACGACAUCUAGCCGUGAGUUCAAGAGUUGUAAAAGGGACAAUUCACACAAAAACCAACAUUUCCUCCUCAUUUACUUGCGCUUAAGUGUUUCUAAUCUUUGGAGUUUUUCCUUCUGUUGAACACAGAACAAGAUAUUUUGAAGAAUGUUGACAUCAAUUGUAGGAACAAAAAUACUAUUGAAGACAAUGGCUGUAUUUCUCCAGUGGAUCUUCAUUUGUGUUCAGCAGAAGAGAGAAACUCAAACAGGGAUUACAUGAUGGUAGAAUGAUCACUUUUAGGUGUACCGUCCCUUUAAGAGCGAUUGAAGAAGAGGAUGCAGGGUUUCCUGUGGAAACGAGGAUCUGAUGUAUUUAUAAUAACAGCUUUGUGUUGUGAAAUAUUUGUAAGUUUUCAUAAUAAAGCUCUGUGUUUUUACUGCUAA